ACAAGAGGAGAUAACGACUUUAGAAAAGAAGUUGAAAAAGAUGAAGCUAUCGAAAAUAAAAAAAAAAAACCUUUUCAAAAAAUGAACCAGAAGAUAAUGGUUCUUGAAAAGUUGAAAAAUGAACCAGAAGUUAAUGGUUCUAGGAAAGAAGUUGAAAAAGAUGAAGCAUUUGAAGAGGAGAAAAAAAAGGUUGAAAAGGUGGAUCUUUUCAAAAAUGAACCAGAAGAUAAUGGUUUUAGAAAAGAAGUUGAAUCAGAGUGA
Messenger RNA from Funneliformis geosporum, 261 nucleotides. NCBI's taxonomy places the organism in Eukaryota, Fungi, Glomeromycota, Glomeromycetes, Glomerales, Glomeraceae. The record is from the annotation of a GenBank genome assembly.